AUGUUGAAGAGGAGGCUGGCCUCCCACAAUGCCCUGCUGCUCCGGGGUCAGCGGCAGCACUCCACCCCGCCCCCGAGGGGAGGGGGGGGCGGCUUUAACAAGCGCCUCUUGUGCGUCAUUAACUCCGUUCCUUCGUCUGAUCCGGCGUCGGGACUGACUCUGGCAGAUACCGAGGCAUCCCGCCGAUCGCACCGGUGGUGGGUCGCCAUUCGGGCCAUGAUGGCGAAGGGGGCGGAGCAAUCAGAGGCCGAGUGUGGGACACUUCAGCACCGCUUUGAGGGAUUAGCCCUGGCUUUGACUACAUGCAGAACGUCCACGGAAGAGAUCGACCUCCUGCGGACCACGGUGAAGGUUCCGGGUAAACGGCCGCCUCGCGCCGUGUCAACAUGCGCCGCCGUUCCCAGCCCCAAGACCAACGGCCUGACCAAGGACAUGAGCAGCCUGCAGCUCGAGACCCCACACCAGGUCGGUCAGCAGCAGCUCGUCACGUCUCAGAUGGCGAGCGGCGUCAGCCUCGUGUCCUUCAAGCAGUCGUGGUCUGGAGGGGAUGCACCAGCGCUCGUACUCCGUCUCCAGCGCCGACCAGUGGACCGACGCCACCGUCAUCGCCACUCCGGAGUCAGCACAGAUACAGGUCUUGGUGACUCCGUCUGCUCCAGUCCCAGUAUCUCCAGCACCACCAGUCCAAAGAUGGAGCCCCCGCCGUCGCCCCACGCCAACCGCAAAAAGCACCGGCGGAAGAAGAGCACCAGCAACUUCAAAGCCGACGGCCUCUCUGGUACUGCAGAAGAACAAGAGGAGAACUUUGAGUUUACCAUCGUGUCGCUGACGGGGCAGACGUGGCAUUUUGAAGCCACUUCGUACGAGGAACGCGACGCCUGGGUUCAGGUCAUCGAGAGUCAGAUCCUGGCCAGUCUUCAGUCCUGCGAAAGCAGCAAGAACAAGUCGCGUCUGACAAGCCAGACGGAGGCCUUGGCGCUCCAGUCCAUCCGAAGUAUUCGAGGAAAUGGCCGAUGCGCCGACUGCGAAGCUCAGAACCCGGACUGGGCCAGCCUGAACCUGGGGGCCCUGAUCUGCAUCGAGUGCUCGGGGAUCCACCGGAACCUGGGCACCCACCUGUCCCGGGUCCGGUCCCUGGACCUGGACGAGUGGCCCCUGGAGCUCAUUAAGGUCAUGUCGUCCAUCGGCAACGAGUUGGCCAACAGCGUCUGGGAGGCCAACGCCCAGGGCCGCCUCAAACCCGGACCUGACGCCAGCAGGGAGGAGCGUGAGCGCUGGAUCCGGGCCAAGUACGAGCAGCGUCUGUUUGUGGCGUCAUUGCCGGGCGUCGACCUCCCUCUGGGGCAGCAGCUGCUGAGGGCGGCGGCCGACGAGGACGUCCGUGCCGUGGUCCUGCUGCUCGCCCACGGCAACCGGCAACAGGUCAAUGAGACCUGCGGCGACGGAGACGGACGUAACGCGCUGCACCUCGCCAGCCGCAAAGGCAACGUGGUCAUCACACAGUUACUGAUCUGGUACGGCGUGGACCUGAUGGCGAGGGACGCCCACGGUAACAGUGCGAUGGCAUACGCCCGUCAGGCCAACAGUCAGGAGUGCGUGGACACAUUGGCGCAAUAUGGUUGCCCCGACGACCGCUUCCCCCUCAUGGCAACGCCCAACCUGUCGCGGCGCAACACCAACCGCAACAACAGCUGCAGCAGCGCUGGCAGUGCGGCUGCGCUCAUCUGACGGUGCCACCCUCGAACGCACCGCCUGGGAGAAUCUAUGACCACCACUACCUGUUAGGACUCUAAGUCCCGCCCACCUCACCUGGCAUCCGCCGCCGCUCACUCACUGAAACCCUCACAUGAGGUUGCGGGCGCUGCGUCCGUGGGAGAAAAAAACAGGAAGAACACCCAAAGCAUGCUGGGAAAUGUGGUCCACAAUCACCCGAGCUGCAGUUUUGACUGUAAUCUGGGAGUAAUCACAUGACUUGUGUCGGCCAAUGGCACUCGUCGUACCUCAUCGCACACGUUAACACUACACGGCCAGUUCCCACACCAUCAUCAUCGUCAUCGUCAUCAUUAUUAAGCAGCCAAUCAGAGCCCCCGACCCGCUUCCCGCCAAAACAUAUCGACGCAAAUGGACGCAAGACAAAGGAAACUGAGUCGAGUGGAUUUAGGAGGCGGAGUCAGGAUCACAUGACACAAACAUCAGCAGCAGCGUCGCCUGUUUUUAUUUUACUCCUUUACACGUUUUUUUAUGUGAAAAAUACGUCAACGUAGAGGAAAAAAAUGCUAUCGAGUUGUUAGCGGUGACAGUGUGAUAGUUCGCAUGUGUAGACAUUUUUGAAGUUAAUUUAAGGCGUUUUCCUGGAUUGUGUAUAUUUUAUCUCCAUGUGCAUUGCUGGACCAAUGGUAGUAAAUAUCACGAUGGGGAGGGGAGGGGCUUUGUUUGUUUUGGUUUUUUUUGCGGGGGGGUUUCGGUGUAAAAAGUCGUUAAUUGUACAGAAGCUCUCGCCAGGCUCAGGGACCGGAGACUGUCCAUCAUCACCACCAUGUUGUCUUUUACCCCAAGAGCAAAGAAUUCUGGGUAGAACUCGUCUUGGCUUCAGUGGAUUCGGACGUUUGAAGAUAGAACUGAAACGUCGCUGAUUUUAGGGCUGGAUGGUAGAUUUGAGGAUUUUAUGACAUCCAACCAAAAACCUGGAGAGAGUCAGGUUAUUGGACCGGAAGUAGAACAUUUAUUAAAAAAUAAAUAAAUAAAUAAGUGAAAUAAUGAGCGAUGUUUGGCCAUUUUCAUGAAAAAAUCCCAUUGUAUUUCAACAGUUUUUUAUUUCAGUCCAUCCAAAACUAAAUAAAGCCAAGAUGCGACUAAGAAAAGUAACCUCCAGGUACAAGGUUUGUUUGGUUUGUUGGCGAUGAAUCGUAUAAAUGUAGGACUGUGUGUUUGGUGCCGUCCAGCCUGGACUUGGGUCCAAUCAAAGGCGUCGUAAACCCAGUUCUGAACCGACGUCCUGGUCCAACGAGGUCUGAGACGAUUCAAAGGUUUUUAUUAAAAAUGGAAACCGUGAGGAGCCACGAGGAGCUAAAAGGGAAACGGAUGAUUUCACGAAAAUCUGUGGAUUAAGAAAAUUUUCUCACAGAUUUUCCUGUUUUUUGUUUUUUACGUUUUAAAGGGGAAUCGAUGUAAAAUGUUUGUUUCACAGCCAAACAUCCAAUCAGACAGUCUCUCUGAUCUGCUCAGCGAAUCACUACGAAGGGCUUCUUCUUUUUCUUCUGUGGUCGUGUAAAUAACGUCCUCGCUCUCUUUGGAAGGUGGCGUCUUGUAAAUUAGCGAACAGGAAGUCCUAGCUUGACAAGUGGAAGUGAUUGUUUUUUUAAUGUUGAAUCCGUUCAGCGCAGAAAGUUAACGUUAGCGAGUAGUGUCCGAAACCAGUGAUUCUGCAACGUUAACUCAAACCAACAGGAUUUGGAGAUCGGAAUUUGCACAAUUACGAUCCAAAAAUCAAGAGCAUUUUCAAAAUGAUGCUGUAAAAUAUCUCUGUAUGGAUCCAAAUCCAGGCCAAGAGUUAUUAAACUGAACAAAGAGCUAAAGUUUACAAUUAAAUGUUGAAUUUUGAAAACUGAAACUGAAUCUGAAGACAAUCUGCAAUUCCAACUGGACAAUUAAAAUGUUAAAAACAAAAAAAAAAAUGACAAUAAUUAUUGCAAUAAAGACAGAUUUUUGUCUUUAGUCCUGAGUGAAAAUGUAAGAAACCAGGAGUUGUUUGUGAUUUUCGGCCCAUGGCAAAAAAUUUUACAUUAUUGCAGUAUAAACUGAUAUUAUUCUAGAACAACCUCAAAUAUGAAAUCCACAUAUAAACUACUUUAAACUUAACAUGAAAAGGUGGAAAAUGUUUUAAAACAGCCACAGCUAGCAAACCCAGCUAGCAUAGCAGUUAGAAGAACUGUAGCAUCCCUUUUUAAGUCAACUAGUAUAGUUAUUUUACUUUACUGUAGCUAACAUUAGCAUAGUUGCGCUCUUUCAGCCAGCUAGCUACCUAUUUGUACUUUAACCGGUAAAAUUUAUUUGCGCUACUAUUUUUAAGCAAUAAGAAACCCACGUGAAAUUUUUAACAACAUGUAAUCACUGUUCACAACUAGCAAUUAUUGAGCUAAAUGGAACAAGCUAAUGGAACAAACAUGCUGAAAACUGGCUGAGUCACUUAGCAAUGAAAGCUAGCAUGAAACAUUUUAGCAUAGCAUCAAUAUGUGAGUAUGCUACCAGUCAAAACUUAACAUAAAAAAAUGGAAAAUGUUUGAAACAGUCACAGCUAGCGAGCUCAGUAAGCAUUACAGCAUGCAUCACUUUUUAAGUUAACAAGCACAGUAAAAACUUGGUACUAUCUAGGUUUGACAAGAAAUGAUUGCGAAUUGCUAAUCUUUACUGUUGCUGAUGGUGAAAACAGUUUGUGGCGUUUUUCUCAACAUCAGUGAAAUAAAACAUGAGCUUUUGUGUUUUAAAAAUGGAUGAUAUAGCAGUAUUAACUUACAUUAUUCUAUAAUAAGCUCAAGUAUUAAAUACAUAUGUAUAAAUGUCAAAAAUAAAUGUAUAUCGGGUGUUAUUUGUUAAUCAUAUUAGCAAAACAAUUGGCCCAGAUUUGGAUCCUGAAUUUAAGACUAAUUAUUGUAACAUUAAUUGGGCAUUUAUAUCAAAGAUAUUCCUUUGAGUAAAGAUUUCACAUCCAAAACGCUGAAGUACAAGUCGAAGCAGAGCCGAAAUGUUCCCGAAUAAUCACAAGUUACGCUAUUUCGAGCUCCAUCGUUUGGAAAAUGAGUCUUAACUUUAGCGUCGUGGAACCACUGGUGAGGACGAAUCUGAAUGUUCCAGUAGGUCUGUUUGUAUUCCACUAAAGACGGAAUGAAAAGAAGCUCGUUCCACCUCAUACAUGUGAUGGUUUUUACCGUAAACGCCUCAUCUCGCCGUCCGUCCUGUUUCCUCGCCCACGUAAACGUCGCUGCAGAGGUUGAGGACCGAGAAUCUGAGCAAUAUUCACUAAUCACCAUCACAUAUCUUAAUACUCUAAUGUCGCUGCAAUACUCUGAGUAAAUACCUACGAGAAAAAGAAAAUGAACACUACAACUUCCUUUUUUUAUGCCUUUACUUUCUUCUACUUGCGUCCUUGUUUUCCCUCGAAGUCGUCGGACGAUGGUGUUGAAUUUAUCCAAGAGGUUUGACCGCAGCCUCUGUCUAAGUGUCACUUUUAUUUGUUUUUGUGUUAGUAUUUCCUCAUCCUUUUUUCUCAUGACGAGAAUGCACUAAAUCAGCUUCAGCUUACGCGUCUUACUCCGCCUCUUUGCCCUAAUUUUCUUUGUAAUUUUCUCAAUAACCGACAUAUGCCUCUUUAUUUUGGUGACCUCCACCUGUUUCCUCUAAAGUGAUGCUUUUCUUGGUUUUAAUAAUUCAAACCAGUCAGUUCAGUUUAGCUUAUCAUAACGCUAACGUAGCUUCAGAAAAGUCAGAAAAUGUUGCGAUAAUUGAAAUGUGAAACUCCAGUACAGUUAAAGCUUGGUACUAUCUGGUUUUAUUCGCUUUAAGGCACGGAAAUUCUCCGUAGUGUGGCUAACGUUAGCAUGGCAAUACUUUGUCAGCCUGCGAGCUAGGUAGUUUUGUAUUCUAACUGGUAAACUUUAUUUGUGCGACUGUGUUUUUAAUCAGUAAGAUACCCACGUAAAAUAUUUAACAAUGUAUAAUCACUAUCCACAACUAGCAAUUACUGUGCUAAACUCGGCUAAUGAUAAAACAUGCUAAAUAUUUGCUGAGUCACUGGCAAGAAACAACUUAGCAUCAUUAUUUGAGCAUGCUACCAGUCAAAACUACUUUAAACUUAACAUAAAAUGGUGGAAAAUGUUUUGAAACAGCCACAGCUAGCAAACCCAGUUAGCAUUACAGCGUAGCGUCACUUUUUAAGUUAAUAAGUACAGUAAAAACUUGGUACUAUCUAGUUUUAAAUAUACAUAGGCACAGAAAAAAUUGUGAAUUGCAAAGCCUUAUUGUCGCUAUCUGUGAAGACAUUAGCACUGCACCAAACUUUUAUCCUGCUAGCUACCUAUAUGUAGUUUAUUCUAAAAUCACUUCUGCUGCUGCACUUCUUUCAGCGAGAAAGCCAACCUGAAUUAUUUUAAAAAUGUGAGAAGCUCCAGUCACAACUUGCAAUUAGGAAGCUAACAA
Sphaeramia orbicularis (orbiculate cardinalfish) is the source of this 6192-nucleotide messenger RNA. RefSeq names its product arf-GAP with GTPase, ANK repeat and PH domain-containing protein 1-like. The transcript is spliced from 9 exons. The record is from RefSeq and is a predicted model, not a curated record. Lineage: Eukaryota; Metazoa; Chordata; Actinopteri; Kurtiformes; Apogonidae. Bases 1 to 1728 code for a protein of 575 amino acids. Gene Ontology annotation, molecular function: GTPase activity; GTPase activator activity; protein binding. Gene Ontology annotation, biological process: activation of GTPase activity.